Cynoglossus semilaevis (tongue sole) is the source of this 1636-nucleotide messenger RNA. RefSeq names its product syntaxin 12, like (gene stx12l). Gene Ontology annotation, molecular function: SNARE binding; SNAP receptor activity. Gene Ontology annotation, cellular component: synaptic vesicle; SNARE complex; postsynaptic recycling endosome. NCBI's taxonomy places the organism in Eukaryota, Metazoa, Chordata, Actinopteri, Pleuronectiformes, Cynoglossidae. Bases 314 to 1120 code for a protein of 268 amino acids. The record is from RefSeq and is a predicted model, not a curated record. The transcript has 11 exons. Gene Ontology annotation, biological process: vesicle-mediated transport; intracellular protein transport; vesicle fusion.
UUUUACUGACACUUCAAAGUCAAGUUAGAGCAAGUCCAGUCAAAUGCAAAAGUCUCAGGCCUUGUUAUUUACCAGCCACACAGUAUAUACAGAUUAUGCUCAUUCUACAUUCGCAACAGUGAAGGCGUCAUGGAAGCUGCGUUGGGAUUAUCUGUGACGGGCCGUCGUUCUCUCUCCUUAUUGCUGUAACCACAUACUGUAAACUGUGACCACACACCAUCAUUCCUGUGACCCGGGGAGAUAAAGGACCGCAUUUGACUGCAAACUUGUCUUUUUAGUGGCGUCUAUUGCAGCAGCGACAUCUACAGCCAGGAUGUCGUAUAUGCGAGCAGAGAGCAGUUCGUCCCAGCCACAGGGUACAAGCACCGUAAUCCAGUUAUGCAGUGUCAACAUCCAGAAGAUCAACCAAAACUCUGGUCAGAUCAAAAAACUACUUUCCCAACUGGAGACUAGAAAGGAAACCUCAGAGCUCCAGGGGAGGCUCCAACAGCUCCAACACUACACCAACCAGCUUGCCAAAGAAACCAACAGACAUUUGAAGGAGCUCGGCUCACUGCCCCCAACACUAUCUCCAUCAGAGCAGAGGCAGCAGAAGCUGCAGAAGGAUCGUUUGAUGAAUGAUUUUGCUGCAGCUCUCAACAACUUUCAAGUAGUGCAGCGCAAAACAGCGGAGAAAGAAAGGGAGUCGGUGGCUCGAGCUCGAGCUGGAUCCAGAGUCAUGGGAGAUGGAGGAAAUGUAAACGAACAGCUGGUGACAUUUGAAAAGGAGGACGAAUGGGGACAGAGCUUUACUCAGACUGUUGAACACCCCAUCACACAGGAAGAUCUGGAGAUCAUCAGGGAGAGAGAGACCAACAUCAAACAGCUGGAGGCUGACAUCAUGGAUGUGAACCAGAUCUUUAAGGACCUGGCAACAAUGAUACAUGACCAAGGAGAUAUGAUCGACAGCAUUGAGGCCAAUGUGGAGAAUGCUGAUGUUUAUGUGGACAGAGGGGCCAUUCAGUUACAGAAGGCAGCUUAUUAUCGGAGGAAAAGUCGGAAGAGGAUGUGCAUGCUGUCCAUGGUGAUGACACUCGUGCUCAUCAUCCUCUUCAUCAUCAUCUGGCAGGCCAUCAAAUAAGACAGUGGCACAGGACUCCUUCAGAUGACUUCCAGUGUGUGUGACUGUGUGUCUGGGUGUUCACUUGUACGGGAAGUAAAAACGUGUGUGAUGCUUGGAUGAUAUCAGCUAAAACUGCCAAUGUUUGGUGUAAUAUUCAAACUCUUUUAUAGCUUGUUAUAUCUGUUAGCCCCUGUUUUUGAGAUUCAAAUAUAUCCUGACAUGAAACUGCUGAAAUCCUGUUAUUAGACAUUCGUUGGAGUGAAACAAUACAGAAACCGAUUGCACACAUGGUGUAUUAUGCAUAAAAGUCACUAUAAAGCUGUAGCCUAAUUUAUAGUUUAGAUUUAACCUUAACUGUUAAUCAAUUUUCCUAAUUUAUAUGGUGGGGUGUGUUUUUAUCAUGAACCAUGUUGCACCUUUUUACUACACAGCAAAAACCUGUAUUGCGUGAAUGCGAUGUCAUUUUCUAAUGUAAGGAGAGUUCGUUGAACAGUUAUUCAGUGAAGAAUUAAAAGCUGUCGACUUGGUAUAGUU